GUUGAAUAAAAAAAUAGAUCAUGCUCAAACACUACUAUAAUGCAUAUGGUUUUGAUUAGGCACCCAAAUAAACACAAAUUAGUAAAACUUUUGUUAAACUAAUAUUUUUUCCUCUCAAUGAGUUAUGUUUUUAAAUCCAUUUUGCACAAGUGGCACGUUUAAAAAUAAAAUUUAAAAAAUUGAUAAUGUUUUUUAUGAGCAAAUUGGGGCCCAGCAGAAACACUGUGGUAAGAUGAGACCCCCUCACACAUUACCUGCUGAAGUAUUCAGAUAUGUCAUCUUCCCUCGUCUUUCUGAAAUAAAAGGGUGUCCUGUGUCUUUUGACUCACACUGUAUUACAUGAAUAUGGACACACAUUUGUCCGUUUUUUUUUAUAAUUAGAAAAAAAAAUUGCAAAUGUGUAAUCAGGAGUCAGGCCUUUCCUUCACUCCCAGAAUAAAAACCCUUUAAAAAGUUUAAUUUUCACAUCCAAAUCAAACCAUCUUCAUCACGUUUUGAGUUACUUUAUAAAUUUCUUUUUCAGAUGAAACAUGCCACCGCCCCAGCAGAAGCAAACGUGUCAGAAAACAUGUCUCCUUACCUCCUGUGUUUCUUUGGAGGCUCUCCUAAUAUUUUCAGUGAUUUAUCUGUCACUUAGCUGGGAGGAUAUUGUUGGAGAGAGUUCUACUCGAAGUCUGACCCGUGGCCUUAGUGGCGACAUGCUUGAUGACUGUGGAUCGAACGUUUUUGUUCUGGACGACGAGGUUGCAAGGAAAAAAUGGGACACCUGCUCAGCCAAUUUUAGUCGAGCCCGGAGCAGUUCAGAGCGAAACCUGAGCAGACCAACACACACACACAUGGAGAAGCAUCACUCGCUGGCUUUGUACCUGUUCACGAGUACAAUGCUACAACCUGUUGAUAACUUUGAGUCUGCAGAAAGAGCUUCAGAACUAAACAGGAUGUUUGAGCCUUUGUCCCUUUAUUCCUCCCUGAGUCAAGCUGUUCAGAUCUUAAAACACGAUCAGAUGACAUGUCUGAAAACAAACUACAGAACAGAAACUGUCUUACAGCACAACAUCUCUGGCAAACAAGCUCGAUUCAGCACCUUUAUUUUAGGUUAUGACCAGUGGAAUUUUGCUGGAAACGUUUCGUGUUUCGAGAUACACUCAUGUUUUGGCGCCAACGUAACGCCAUACUCUUCCUUAAAACACAUGAACCAAGUCCUGAUCCCAUCAUACGAGGUUUUUAUGGUCACUCAAGUCCUGAAACCAACAGAAAUAUGUAAAGUCACCUUUAAACUCAGAAGCAACAUGAACUGUGUUUAUGACAGAGAGAACAACAAAUUGCAUUCAAUAACUGCAUUACCAAUGGAGGGAGUCUGGCUCAUUUUUACAAUUAUUUGUCUCGUAAUUAUGUCUGUUUUACUACCCUGUGUUGUUUGGAAAUUACAUGAUAAGAUGAACAAAGCCUACAGAGUUUCAUCUUUGUAGCACAACAAUUUAACUUUAGUUUACUUUUCAUUAUAAAUAAGAGAAUAAAAUAAAAGCUAUGUAAAUAAACAAAAGAAUUGAAAAACAUUUUCCCCCUUUAUUUAAUUUUCCAUUCAGUGUCAUUGUAGGACAUAGUUCUCACCAUGCAAUCAAGCAUGCUGGAAGUUUACUGCUAAAUAUGGUGGACAACAAAGUGUAAGUGCUUUUAUCUAUACCCCGAUUUAGCAAAGUGGAAAAAAAAACUGUUUAUUAAAGCGUAGCAAGUUUGUAAUUGCAGCUGAAAGUACAACAUCCAGCAGAGGAUGAACUUUGAACCAAAUAACAUGAGUACUUGACCAAUAAUGGUGUCUUUACUUUUACAUAAAUUUACUAAAUUACGUUUGUUAAGUUUGUUUUUGGCUUAUUAAUAAACUAUAAAAUUAGUUUUAAACGCACCCCAAAACAAUCAAACAAAAUGAAAAGAUUUACAGUAAGUGGGGCUUUUGAAGACUGUCUCCAAAUCAAAUUCAACUCAUGGCCCACCACGCUUUCUUUUUUUUUUUUUAAGUCUGUCCCUGCUGUUGUGGAAUCGAUCAAAAUGUUACUGGUUUAGGGAAUCUCCCCUUAUUGGAUUAGAAACCUCUACAUUUAAAAUACAAUACAUAAAUAGAGAAGAAUUAAUCUUUAACCACAAGACUAAUAUUUAAUUAGCACAAAAAAGUAAAGAAAUUAUUGCUUGGUAGAUUUCUCUGUUCUGCAUUUUUACAAUUAAAUGUAUACCGUACUUGUGCCAA
Molecule: messenger RNA, 2242 nt
Organism: Austrofundulus limnaeus
Lineage: Eukaryota; Metazoa; Chordata; Actinopteri; Cyprinodontiformes; Rivulidae
Exons: 2
Coding region: 531-1469 (312 amino acids)
Molecular function (GO): NAD+ poly-ADP-ribosyltransferase activity; NAD+-protein-arginine ADP-ribosyltransferase activity
Source: RefSeq, a predicted model, not a curated record